ACGCGUGUGCAUUAGAGGAGCCGUGAGUCUCAAUGUUUGGAUUGAAUCAGCUGUCCCGAUCACCGCUGGAGACCAUGUCCAGUGCUGUGGAGAAACAGAAGCGACUUUUGCCGCUGUUCCAGCAUGUGUCUUUUUCUACAAGGGAUAAAUUCGUUAUGCGGGUGCAGCGAGACCCACGGCUCGCUGGCUUGGGUAUCCUGGGCAGAGGAGUCCUUUUCUCGUGCUUCCAUGAAGACCAUUUGCAGGAAGCUACUCAACUGUAUGAAGUUCUUCUCACUGCACCGACAUUCGAAGAAUUCUUAGAUUUAUGUCAUCAGUGCAGAGAUUACGUAAAUGAAGGAUUAUAUGCUUAUGCAGUAUCUGUAGCCCUGCUGCACAGAAAAGACUGCCGUGGAGUGAGCCUUCCACCAGUACAAGAGAUAUUUCCGGACAAAUUCGUUCCGGUAGAAACUCUGUACAAAGCUUACAAGGAGACCAAGCUGCAUGCGCCUGAAGAUGAGGUCAUUAUCAAUAUUGAGAAGACUGGCAAUAUCAUGGACCCAGAGUACAACCUUGCUUACUACAGAGAGGACAUCGGCAUCAACGCACAUCAUUGGCACUGGCAUCUUGUGUAUCCCGCAACCUGGAGGUCGGAAGUGAUCGGCAGGAUCAAAGAUCGAAAAGGCGAAAUCUUUUUCUAUAUGCAUCAACAAAUGUGCGCCAGGUACGAUUGCGAGCGAUUGUCUAACAACAUGCCUCAGAUGGUUCCUUUCCACAACUUCGAUGAACCCUUGGAAGGUUAUUCUCCUCAUCUGAGUUCCAAUAUCAACGGAUUGCCUUAUUCAUCUCGUAAUGCUGGUCGACGCCUGGCCGAUCUUCCAGAAUGCGCAGUUCAUGACUUGGACAGAUGGCGUGAGAGAAUUUUAGACGCCAUUGAUCUGGGAUUUGUAGUUGACCAGAAUGGUGCAGAGACACCCCUAGACGAAGUGCAUGGCAUCGAUAUUCUCGGCAAUCUAAUUGAAUCCAGCUAUGACUCAAUAAACGCACCAUUUUAUGGAAGUCUCCACAACUGGGGACAUGUCCUCAUGGCUGCAGCUCAUGAUCCUGAUGGAAGAUUCAAGCUGAACCCAGGAGUUAUGGACGACACGGCCACCUCUCUGCGAGAUCCUAUCUUUUACCGCUGGCACAGAUUCAUUGAUGACUUAUUCCAGACCUACAAGAGAACUCUUCCCGUCUACAGCCAUGAAGACUUGGAGUUCCCAGGUGUAGUCGUGAAAGACCUCUGCGUCCGUGCCAAAACACCCGACGUAGUCACCACUUUCUUCAAAAAGGACGUUCUUGAUGUUUCGCAUGCUUUCUACUUUGGUAGAACAGGAAAAGUCAAGGUCCGAUAUGAGCAUUUGGACCACGAACCUUUCAUAUACAAGUUUGUAGUGGCAAACAGUGGAACGAAAACUAGGCAUGCCAAAGUAAGGAUCUACUUGGGACCAAAAUACGAUCACUUGGGCAAUGAAAUCAAACUUGCCGACCUCAGAAGACUUAUGAUUGAACUGGAUUCCUUCCAUGUUGAAUUGAAACCAGGCUCGAACACAUUCGAACGUCGCUCUAUCGAUUCCAGCGUCACACUGAGCAAGCAGAAGACGUUAGCUGAGUUGCUGAAAGGUGAAGGUGCUGACAGAAGAGGCGAUGAAUAUUGCAGCUGCGGAUGGCCUGACCAUCUUUUGGUGCCUAAAGGAAAGAAUGUUGGAAUGAAAUUCCAUCUCUUCGCUAUCCUUACCGACUAUUUUGCAGAUACCGUCAACGAUCAUGGUCGUACCAGUGAAUGCAUUGAUGCUGUCAGUUACUGUGGUGCCAAAGACCAGCUAUUCCCCGACAGACGUGCAAUGGGAUUCCCCUUCGACAGAGAAAUCACCGCUGAUGUAAAGGAGUGGCUGCUACCCAACAUGUUCGAUAAGAUAAUCAGUAUCCAACACGUCUAAGACACCGCCUGUGCGAUCGAAGAUUGUCUCGUCAGAAUGUUACAGGAAAUCGCUCAACAAUAAGCUUCGAACUCAAAUUACACGUUGUAAUCAAAUACGAAAUAUGCACUUACGAAUUAAUUGAACAUAUGUGGGAAAAGAAAAAAGAAAACUUGUCAAUAAAUAGCAACAUAAUGGCAACAGUGAACUAUACUCGCUUAGUUACUAACACCUCUCUCAACAUUUGGGUACAUUUUCUGAGCGGGAUUUAUAAUUUAUAACAAUUAUAUUGUAAUUAAAGAAGAUGUAUUAAAAAUGGAGAGCUUAAUUUUGGAACAAUAGCAGAAACAUACACACAUACAUCCCAACAGUUAAAUUAAUGUUAAAGCAAAAUUAAAUGUACCAUAUUUAGAACCAAUAAAGGAUUAUUAAUGUGCAA
Molecule: messenger RNA, 2376 nt
Organism: Stegodyphus dumicola
Lineage: Eukaryota; Metazoa; Arthropoda; Arachnida; Araneae; Eresidae
Product: hemocyanin B chain-like
Molecular function (GO): oxidoreductase activity
Source: RefSeq, a predicted model, not a curated record